AGUGACCGGAUACAAUGGUAUGCACACAGCAAUGCAUAACAAAAUAACAAAAUUUGAACAAAAUCCGUCGAACCGUUACCUAGGAAAACGGCCAACCGGGCCAACGCACAAUGUACAUAGACAAGUACUUACGUACAUACAGACGGAAAAUUUUAUUCUUUCAAAUUUGCUUAAAAUGAUCUAAAAUGUCAACAUUUGAUGAAAUCACAAACGGCGAUCGCAAUUAUACCCACCUAGCUCAAGCGAGUCAUGCAAAAAAUUUUAAUUGCCCAUUGACGGAAUGAGUACCAGACUUUAAAUUAGCAGGACAAAUUAGCACAAAAUGAGACCAAAUUAAUGCAAUGAACAAUUUUGAAAAUACCAAUGUUGACACUACAGCGCGCAGUUGUGAGGUGAGUGUCAUCAGAAAAAAAUGAAUUACCUACUCAUUAACGUGAUGAGCACAAAAUUUUUAAUUAGCAGCACAAAAUUAUAUGAGAUACUUGGAAUUUAAUUCCUUUCGAGUCGACCCUCCAACUAUACGGACCCGGAAAAUCUGCUCGGCGAUAAUGUCAAACUUUGGGGCCCACUAUACUCAGUCGAGCAACGCCCUAAUAUUUUGACGGUUGAAGAGACACCUUUAGGAAUUACUGAGCUAACCAUGAGUAAAUUAAAAAAUCAUUGUCAUAUUCAAAUUGUUUGCCAGUGCAGUAGAGAUUCAAUUUUAAUACCUACAUGCAAGUGGGGUUUGCAACCCUUCUAAAUGUAUCCAAGACCGUCACAUCAGAUGUGGCUGUAAAUAAAAUGGAAGUUAAUGAAGCAUGAUUGAAUGGAAAGUACCGUUAAUGUUGACGUCUAGUCAUAAUUAGCACUUGCAUAUUUAACAAUGCAAUCAAAAUAUUAAUUAUUAGUAACGCCGACCUUAAUUAAACAAUUAAAAAAUACGGUAUUGCAGAUUUGUACAUUCUGCUUUUUACCAUGCAAGUUAAACGUUUCACCAUAGAAAAGAGGCUUCUCCAAUAUAGCGCUGCUAUCACUGGUUUGUUGGUGCCUCUCUGUAACGGGUUACACUUUGGAUGGACUUCGCCGUAUCUGCCGGUACUCCUCGGUGAAGAUUCCCCAAUUCCGAUGACUGCGGAUGAAUCAUCUUGGGUGGGUAACAUGUUCCUUCUGGGUGGUUUGAGUGGCUGCCUUUUGCUGAGUAUUGUGGGACGGCUAAUUGGAAGAAAAUCGAUUGUGUUAUGGUCAAGCGUGCCAUUUUUUGCGUCAUGGCUACUAAUCGCGUUUGCAACUUCGUUACCACAGCUCUUAAUUGGUCGGUACAUAGGAGGCAUCGGCGCGGGAGUGGCGAUUCCAACCCUCCCGAUUUACAUCAGUGAAAUAUCCGAUAAAGAAAUACGAGGGAUGUUGUGCUCUGCAGUGUCGGUCGUCUUCUUCUUGGGCAUUAUGCUGAUAAAUGUGAUUGGAGCGUAUGUGACUAUCAAAAUGGCGUCGUUAGUCUGCCUGCCCGUACCCAUACUUCUGUUCGUCCUCUUUUUCUGGAUGCCUGAGUCGCCGAACUAUCUACUGAUGAAAGGCAAACAUGAUGAAGCGAGACAAAACUUUGUUGCACUGAAAGGAUCUGAAGACGCCAACCACAAGUUAGACGUGGUUGCGAAAGCUAUUCAGGAAGAAAGUUUAAACAAAACCAACUUCAUCUCAAUAUUAAAAAGAAACAACCACAGGAAACUGCUGACGUUAGUGGGUCUACGUGCUACUCAACAAUUUAGUGGAGUUACUGCUUUUAAUUUCUACGCGCUAACGGUUUUUGCGGAAGGGAGCACCUUCUCAUCGCCGUUAUUCGGAGUGCUCAUCUUUUACGCGGUCGAAAUUGUGUUCUCCGUACUGAGCUCGCUCCUGGUGGAUAAAUUGGGGAGGAAACCUUUACUCAUAUCCUCUUCAAUUGGUGCAAUUUGUGCUUUGCUUGGCGGAGGAUCGUUCUUCUAUCUCCGAGACGUGACAAAAGUCGACACUUCCAACGUGUCAUUUUUACCAACGUUCAUUUUGAUUACCUUCACCUUCAGCUACAGUUUAGGCUUACAGGCGAUACCUAGCUUUAUGGCCGCCGAACUGUUCUCAACGAACCUGAAACCCUACGCCGGCACGUUGGGGCAAACGCUUUUCUACGUGUUCGGAAUAAUGUCGACGAAAUACUUUCAGUUUACCAAAGAUUACUACGGAUUUUUCGUUCCAUUUUGGAGUUUCGCCGUCUGCUGUACCAUCGGAUUGGUUGUUCUCGUUAUAUUUAUGCCUGAAACUAAAAACAAGACUUUGGAGGAUAUUCAAAUAGAGCUAAACCGUUAACCUAAGCCUAGAGUUUCCCACUCUUUGUCGGUCGGCGACAGUACCUUUUAGAAAAAUAUGGAAAAACAGUACCCUACCACAGUAAAAUUCUGAAGUGGUGUAGGUAUGAGGAACACUUUUGUAUUACUUUUGUGAUAUUUACUACUGUGGG
Molecule: messenger RNA, 2473 nt
Organism: Photinus pyralis (common eastern firefly)
Lineage: Eukaryota; Metazoa; Arthropoda; Insecta; Coleoptera; Lampyridae
Product: facilitated trehalose transporter Tret1-like
Exons: 2
Coding region: 958-2322 (454 amino acids)
Biological process (GO): transmembrane transport
Cellular component (GO): membrane
Molecular function (GO): transmembrane transporter activity
Source: RefSeq, a predicted model, not a curated record